AUGCCGUCAACCGCUCUCCCACUAAAAGUUACUCCUGCAUCAACACCAGCAAGGGCUUCACCGCAGCCAUCUGCUUCAGGCUCAAAGACUCCCACAAAGCAUGCCAUUGCCACCAACCCUGGUGAAAUAUCUAGCCCCCAUGAGCUAACAGCUUUCGUCGAAACGUUACUUGAGCAACUAGAUACUCAAUUUGACACCAUGUCGUCUCAGAUUCUUGAUCAUAUGAUGCAAAUGUCGAAUAGAGUGGAUGCACUGGAGGCUGCUAUACAGGAUAUUAUUAGCGGGGAUGUAACCACACCAAGCGCAUCUAUCUCGUCGACACCG
Messenger RNA from Suillus bovinus, 324 nucleotides. RefSeq lists its product as uncharacterized. The annotation marks the transcript as partial. Lineage: Eukaryota; Fungi; Basidiomycota; Agaricomycetes; Boletales; Suillaceae. Gene Ontology annotation, molecular function: transcription corepressor activity. Gene Ontology annotation, biological process: cellular heat acclimation. The transcript is spliced from 3 exons. The record is from RefSeq and is a predicted model, not a curated record. Gene Ontology annotation, cellular component: nucleus; cytosol.